Molecule: messenger RNA, 885 nt
Organism: Moneuplotes crassus
Lineage: Eukaryota; Ciliophora; Spirotrichea; Euplotida; Euplotidae
Source: the annotation of a GenBank genome assembly
GCCAGAAAGUACUCAAAAAUAGUGCAAGUUAAUGGGAAAGAGUUUAAAAUGCCAGCUGGCUUCGAAGAGCCUCAAUAUGAUAUGGACCAUAUUCAGAAUUCUUCCAAAGUUCUCUUAGUUAGGCAUGCAAAUACUCUUUUCAAUCUUGCCUAUGUUAAGAUGCUUCAUGAAAAAGGAUUUGGGAAGGAAGUCUGUGAGUUCCUCCAAGACGAAUCUUACAGAGACACACCUCUGUCAGAAUUCGGAAUAGAGCAAUGAAAUUAUGCCUCAAAGUAUGCAAAUCAACUUGACAUUGAUCUUGUCCUGAUUAGCCCAAUGAGAAGAACUCUUCAGACUGCUCACUAUCUGCUAAAACUUCAUCCUCAAAAAGAGGAUAUAAAAUAUGUUGUUCACCCAGGUUUCAGAGAACUCUUGUAUGGGUACAGCGAGAUAACAGAGAACUGGGAACAUAAGCUAAACAAUGAAUACAAACAUUACUUCCCUAAUCUCGACACAAGUAUGAUGGUAAAUCAGGAUGGAACUAUCAAUGAAUUGUUCUUUUGCCAAGAUAUGCAGGUUGAUUUGACUAAGCAGUUUGUUAAUAAGUCUCAGGAAGAGAUUGAGAAUAUCAUAAUGGCAUAUGCGAAGAAAAGGUUUCCUCAGAGCCCUGAAGAACUAGACUCUGCCUAUGAUAGAGUUCUAUCAAUGAAAAGGUACGUCCGGGAUUACAUUCAGACCAGAUGUUCGAAAUCCAGUCAGAAAAAGGUUCUGAUAAUCUCGCAUUCCAAUACACUUAGAUUCUGGAUUGGUGAUUGGUCUUCUAUGUCAAGACCUUACCAGAAGUUUCCAGAGGAUAUAUACUGGCCAAGGAACUGAGAAUUCUUUCCUGAUCCAGCCUUUGCUUAA